Messenger RNA from Spirodela intermedia, 1329 nucleotides. Lineage: Eukaryota; Viridiplantae; Streptophyta; Magnoliopsida; Alismatales; Araceae. The record is from the annotation of a GenBank genome assembly.
AUGUUCCGGGUCUCGGCGGCCUGGUGCUCCCCAGGUCCGAAGUUCCCCGCCGCCUGCGCGCUGCCGGGGUCGGUGAGCACCGGAGUGGUCCGGCUCAGCGAGAGAAGACGCAUCCUCCGGUCGAGGGCGGAGGGCGAAUCUUCUCCCAACGUCGUGGAGGCGACCGCCAUUGAAGAGGGUAGAGAGAGGGGAGGGAGAGGUCCGCCGGAAGAGCUGGCCGGCAGAGGAAGCGAUUCUACUCCCACCUCUGCUUCUCCCGCAGAAGCUUCUUCCCCCGCUUUCCCUUCCGACAAGGACAUCAAGAAGGUGGGGAAAAGUCCGACGGACAUGAAUUUGGAUCUCUCUGAGCUACUACCUCGUCUUUCUGAGCUUCUGCCUCGUCUUUCGAUUCACGACAGGCAGUGCAGAAGACCGCGGCGACCUUCGCGCCGAGGGCUUCCACAGCCUCCAAGAACCCCGCUGUGCCAGGAACAGCUCUGUAUAAGAUCUUCGAAGUCCAGGGCUACGCUUCCAUGCUGCUCGGCGGAGCUCUCUCCUUCAAUCUCCUCUUCCCGUCGAAUGAACCCGACAUCUGGAGGUUGAUGGGCAUGUGGUCCAUCUGGAUGUUCAGUGAGUCCUCUUCUGCUACCAUUUAUCGCGCUUAAAUACUGCCAUUAUUUUACCAUAUUGAGCUAUUUAUUCCCGGGAAUAUCAUCCAUACCCAUAUGAAUGCGCCGAAGAAAAUGCACAUAUACUUUGUUUCUCAAGAAAUCGAUAAUCUAUGUCAUCUGAAAAUCUCAAGAAAUAAAAUUAAUUUGGAGGGAAGAUGCAAUGGGUAGUAGCCCAACUCUCUUCUGAAAUAGUUAUAUAGUUGACCCGAGAAGUCAACUUACUCCUAUUCUGUAGAAUUCCUCCUGGUUUCUAUCUUAUGAAAAAAAUCUCAACUUUCCUCAAAUAUCAUCGCAAGAUCAUCAAAUAGCUAGUAACCCACCUUGUGACAGAGCUUUCCAUUAUCUUAUUUUCUGUUGGAUUAUUUUUUUCUUCAUUUAACUGCAGCGAUUCCCUCUCUUCGGGCUCGCGACUGCUCGAAGAGUGAGAAAGAAGCUCUCAACUACCUCUUUCUCCUCGUUCCACUGAUCAACGUCAUAAUCCCAUUUUUCUGGAAGUCCUUUGCUGUUGUCUGGUCUGCAGACACCCUCGCCUUCCUCUUGAUGUAUUCUUGGAAGGUAAUCUGAGCUCGUCAUCCUCCUUGCUGUUCUGAUCUGCUUUGUUAUAUACAUAUACAGUAAGCCUUGCAGGCUGAAUGAAUCCAUGUCUGGGCAGCUCGGGUGGUUUCAGAACUCUGAUUGA